CGAAGUUUUGUCGCGAGCGCGCACAGUUCACUUGCUCUCGCGCAUGUUUCUUAAACAAAUUUUAACCGUGAUCUUCUUGUGUUUUAAGUUUUUUGUUUUUGUGUUUUACUGAAAUAGUGUAGAUGAGAAUGUGGCCUAUGUGAUAUACUAGAAGUGUCUUUUGGGAAUGUGAAAGUGUUAGUGAAGUUUUUGGAUUGCAAGGAUAACAAGAAAAUAAUAAUAUGAAAUUUAUAAUAUAUUAUAUUGGAAUAUUUCUACUGCUGCGAUCUACAAGAUGUGAAUUUAUAAUAGAUCCUCUGAACCUUCUAGAACCAGCUACAGAAGGCGAUCUGCUACAAACCAUAGAAGGCGACGACGGCUACCCAGCCUGGGUAUUCGACGAAAAUAACAAAAUACACACACCACUAAAAAACCUGACUUCAAAACCCAGCAUCAGUAUACCAUUCGCCUUAAACGCAAAGUUCAAACUAGAAGACUCGAUUCUGUCUUGUCUAUUCUCGAUCCGAGGGCCAAAAGACGAGUCAAAACUGGAAAUGUGGCUCACAGAAUCUGGACCAGAUUUGACCAGCAUCAACAUAUACUCUGAUAGUCUCCCUCAGCAGGUUUCGUUUCCAGAGGAUAAUUUGAAGAAUGAAUGGGCACACGUUUUGAUCUAUGUGGAAAGGAACAAGGUGUCGUUGAGGCUGAACUGUAUGGAGCCUGAAGAGUACAAGUUUGACUCGGACAUCCAGGAUGUGGAUGUCACGGAUGGGUCACAGCUGUUCCUGGGAUAUGCUGGUGCGGCUAAUCCACAUCAUUUUAAGGGUGCCAUUCAAGAGUUGAGAAUAUAUUCGAACGUCAACGAUCGUUUUGUUGAAGAACUUUGUGCUAAGACAAUCUCACUGCCGGAGAGCGAAGGUGAAGAGUACAAUGUUACACAGAAACCUGCAAAUCUUCAAAAAGUAAGUGGAAUCCAAAUUCAAAAUUGUAAAAAACAACAACUUUUUUCAUUUGGUUUUAAUUGGCUUUUCUGUCCACUGCUUUUUAUAUUUGCUUUUUAUACCUAUUACUACUAGCCUGGCGAUGACAACUAAAGUAACACAA
Plutella xylostella (diamondback moth) is the source of this 1083-nucleotide messenger RNA. Its product is annotated as collagen alpha-1(XV) chain-like. Lineage: Eukaryota; Metazoa; Arthropoda; Insecta; Lepidoptera; Plutellidae. The record is from RefSeq and is a predicted model, not a curated record.